Messenger RNA from Coregonus sp. 'balchen', 3509 nucleotides. The record is from the annotation of a GenBank genome assembly. Lineage: Eukaryota; Metazoa; Chordata; Actinopteri; Salmoniformes; Salmonidae.
GCAGAUCUAUUUAUGAUCUGUGGAGAUAGCGCCAAUAGCAGCAAGACCAUCCUGAAUAUUGUGAACCCUAAUGCGUGCUGCGUCCACCUACUCUCCUGUGUGGGAGCAACUGGGAACAAUCUGUUGAUGACUUUUUCCACAGAAUAUCCUAGAAGGUCUGUCCUAGAAGGGAUUAACAGUAUUUCAGGACCACCAUCGUUAAGGUAAGCUAUUCUAUUUCACAUACUGUUCAUCAGUCUUAUUACAGAAUAAUUUAUGAACAAUUCACUUCAUUGUAUUAGGCACAAUACAUGCAUUGUUGUACUGUAAUAAUGUUAAAUAGGGCCAUCUGAGACACAUUGUGGAACAAAACAAACUACCUAAUGUGUUGCAACGGGGUAGAACACAGAAAUCUAAUGUUUUUGACAUAGUGAAAUGAGGGUGUAUCUGACUAAAAUGACGUGUGACUUCUGACUGAAAUUACUACUGAAAUGACUGUACUGAAAUUAGUUUUGUACUUCUAUCCUUAGAUCUUGAACAUGGGAGAGUGCAUUUCAGUCCGUGUUUUUCUGAUGUUUCUGGCCCUAAUAAGCUAUCUUAUUGCGCUGACAUUCAACAUAUUGGCUCUAUUUGGGCCCUGGACAGGUGAAUUCUUACAGCCCACUUUAAGUCAAUGACAUCUGUUUGAAAUAUCUAAAAACCAAUUGCAUCCGAAGGAAUGUUUUGUAACCUGUGUGUUUGAACAUGCAGGUGCUUUCAUGCAAACCACACAGUAUGUGCUGAGCAAGUCCACAACGCACCUAACCCCGGAUAGAUGGGUACUCUUUUUAUGGGAUGUCCUUAACAUCUGGUUGAUCGGCAUGUUCAUCUAUCUGAUACACAAUCUCCGUAGAAGGUACGAUACUUUCCAAUAAAGUUAAACUCUCGAUGACACUACAACAAUCAUGUAAACAUUGGUCCUUCAGAUAAUUUGGUUAUUUCUCAACCCAAACCCUGGCUGGAAUUAAAUCAGCUUUGCACUGGACAUUAGCCUGGUCCCAGAUCUGUUCCUGCUAUCUUGCCAAAUCCAUGCCAAACAUGACAAUUCCAUAAGGAGGCAUCCAGGCUAAUUGGCCUCUAUUUAUUCACCUAGGUGAGACAAAAAAAAAAAAGUGCAGAAAGUGUGAUUUUUACUGUCCUGGCUAGGGGUGCAGAAUUCCAGUAACUUUCCCAAAAUUCCCAGGCCUAGUUCUGGCCCAGAUGUUGAUGAUGAUGAUGAUGAUGUUGUUGUUGAUUUUCAUGAUGGUGAUGAUGAUGAUGAUGAUGAUGAUGAUGUUCCUGUUCCUUAGGGAAGCCUAUACAUGGAUGUACACCACUCCUGCUGUCCUGCCCUAUGGAUUCUACUUGUCCUGGAUCGUAAAUAGCGUUUUGAAUAUGGCAUGGUUAUUUCUGUACGACAAAGAGUAAGUGAUGAUAUUAUGUGUAUUUACUGUACAAUUAUAUACAACUCUUUAAAUGUUUUGAGUUGUUUUGAGUUUCUACAUUGAAUUCAUGGCAAGGAAAUCAUUUGUAUAGCUGUAUUUCUCAAGACAAAUUACGUUUUCUAGUUUCUGUGUUUGUCAUAGAAAGAUGGUGCCAACACUCCUGAUCACAGCAUUACAGGCCAUCUCAAACUGCGUGAUUAUCAUGUUCUCCUGCUACGGACUGGUCGUCUAUGGAGCGUGGCUCCACAAAUAUCACAACAAUGAUCUCUGGCUCAUUCGAAUACUGGUACAACAACUGUUUUUUCUAUGAUUCUCCAAGAACUUUGCAUUGCGUAACACAAACCUUCCACAAGUGUGACUUUUUGGUACAGAAAUGUGCUAUCUGUUUAUGGUGUCCAUAUUGUGAAGCCUCAGUUUCAGCAGGACUGAAGCUGUCCUAAUACGGACACCGUAUUUGUUAACUCUUUUACAGGUGCAAAACGGAGUGGCUUUGUAUGCAACAUGGUGGGCUGUGGCUACCUUUUUACACUUGACUGUUGUUUUAGACCAUCAAACCCCAAUACCCAAGACAGAUGCUGCCAUAAUGGUCCUAGUUCUGCUCCAAUUGGGACUCAUAGGAUGGUGAGAGUUUGAUCCUACAUUUUAUCUAACCUCUCAAUUCAGUGGUGUUGAAUCAAUAAACCAUACAUUUGAGCUUUACCAUUAGAUUUUCCAUUGAACAGUGGAUUUACUUAAUAUACAUAAACUAUGACAAGACAAUGAUAUAGUGGCCCAAAGUGGCAAAGUAGCUUUUAAAAUUGUGUGACAGCUCGUGCACACAAAGCAAGUACCUGCAUUGUGUGCAUGCUGUAACUACAUUUUAAAAGCUAAUUUGCCCCUUAGGGCCACCAUACAAUCACCAGAAACCUUUCCUUCUCUUACCUUUUUUGAAGCAUGGGACUUGAUGCAUUAUUGAUUUAUAUUUUCUUCCUCCUUAUAACUCUCUCAGGUUUGUCAUAGAGAACUGGUACUUGGAUAAGCACGUGCGUUACAUCCUCACAGUGUAUCCUGUGGUGAUCCUGGUGUUGGCAGCGAGUGUGGCCAAUCCAGCCACGCCCGGUACCCACAUAGACAUCAUGUCUGGUAGGCCCUAUGUCUUGACUGACUCCUAAACUGACAACUAGAGGAAGAUAACAUGUGUAGGGUGUCCAUAUUUGGACAGCCUGUCCUAAUAUGGACACCGUACGUAUGCAUUAUUAGUAGAUUACCAUCGGUAAUCUUGUAAAAGUGUUUCAUCCUUAACUGCAAAUGAUACGAUUAGAUAAUGUUAUAUUUACUGUAUGUAAGUAUGUAAAUAUAAUGAGAACUGAGUAUACUUAAAUGCUAUUGGCAAUGUUUACACUAUCUUCACUACUAGACUAGUGUCAAUGUUAUUCUUGUAUCACUGUCUGUAGUCACUGAACUGACUUUCCCAUGGCUCUUAUGGCUAACAUACCUGAUGCCUCAUCUCCUUUUCAGCUGUCAUCUUGGCCAUAACCAGUGUCAUAUUCAUUGUACGCAUUGUCAUGGUGUUAUGGAAGCACAAGAACAAACCGUUUUACGGCGAAGAGGAGCUCAUGUCUCCAGUGGACAUCGCCAGAACACAGAAGCUCAUCUUUAUGUAGGAAGAAGAGAGCUGUUGCGGAUAUUCAUGUCCCCCUUGUUUGGAUGUUGUUUUCCUAAACAUUUAAUGGCUGAGACGUGAUCAAACUCUCCCUGUGUUGGAUUCCUAAGGCUUUGCUUCAGCAAGACAUGUAGGUGAAGAUUUAGGCUAAUAGUGCCUUUGUACUGUACAGAUUGAGCUCAUAACCAUUGGCCAUGCUAAUGUCUUUCGAAAUCAUAUCAAUUACUGUGUGUGAUAUAAAACUAUGAACCGGAAUUCUCUCAUGACCGCAAUGCUAAUUCAAUGACAUGAAUGUGAAUUUUAGAUUUUUUUCUAUUAAUCUUGAACUACCACCAUAUUGUUUUAUACCAUGAUAUGAUCUACGUUUGUGUUUUGACGUUUUCCUUUAGGUGCAUUCAUGUAUGAAUGGAGCAAUAGAAAUAAAG